Molecule: messenger RNA, 891 nt
Organism: Equus quagga
Lineage: Eukaryota; Metazoa; Chordata; Mammalia; Perissodactyla; Equidae
Product: doublesex- and mab-3-related transcription factor C1-like
Exons: 7
Coding region: 1-891 (296 amino acids)
Biological process (GO): regulation of DNA-templated transcription
Cellular component (GO): nucleus
Molecular function (GO): sequence-specific DNA binding
Source: RefSeq, a predicted model, not a curated record
AUGGAUCCCAAUGAAAUGCCUGCUGUGCACUGCUGCCCCUCUGACUCCACCAAAGGGCUUGGGACUGGAUUCCCGUGGGGGAUUAAACUUGUUCGCAGAAGAGCUAUAAUUCUCUGUGCCCGCUGCCACAACCAUGGCAUCACUGACCAAAUCAAGGACCAUGAGCACUUCUGCCUCUUCCAGACCUGCAAGUGUCACAAGUGUGUCCGCUUCUCGCAACACUGCACGGUCUCGCCUGCUGAGAGUGCCUUGAAGAGGGAGCAGAGGGUACACCUAAAGAGGCACCUGGCUCAAGGACUGAUAAGGAGUGGGGCCGCCCCUCCCAAAGCUCACCGCCGUGUCGAGAAGUUGGCCAUCCAAGGAGGAGUCCCCACUGGGAAAGAGAACAUCAUGCCUCAGCUUGAGGCCCACCCCUGUGCAACCUUCGAGGAGGCAAGCUCCCAAGGGACUCUGCUGAUUGGUCAGGCCCCAGAAUUUUUGUCUCUAUCCUGGACUCCAGCACCCUUGAAGAAGCAACUAACAAUUUCACUUUCCAGGGAGCCCCACAGGCUCCCUACUCUGCCCAGCACACACUCAACUCUGAUCCUCCAGGUCUGUGCCACCCUUGACUCCAUUCUACCGCAACCACAGAUACCCAAAGCUUCUGACCGGGACCUGGGUCCUGCCUCCUCAGAGUGGCAGCGGAAGCUGGAGGCGGCCGAGGCUCUGCUGACUCUCAGAUACUCUUCCCAGGCCCCUUCUGGCUCCAUCUCCCUGCUGCAGCCCUGUGCUGCACCAGCUCCCGCUGGAGAUCGAGGACUCCAGCCUCCUAGCCCCUCUCUCAGACCCAGGCUGGUCAGCUCCAUUUCUCUGCCUAUUGGACAUCUGGGGUGCAUCUCCCUCUUGAAGUAG